Molecule: messenger RNA, 1425 nt
Organism: Ostrea edulis (European flat oyster)
Lineage: Eukaryota; Metazoa; Mollusca; Bivalvia; Ostreida; Ostreidae
Product: putative glutathione-specific gamma-glutamylcyclotransferase 2
Exons: 3
Coding region: 244-846 (200 amino acids)
Biological process (GO): glutathione catabolic process
Cellular component (GO): cytoplasm
Molecular function (GO): gamma-glutamylcyclotransferase activity; glutathione specific gamma-glutamylcyclotransferase activity
Source: RefSeq, a predicted model, not a curated record
CACGUCGAUCCGUUAUGAAUUACUAGUCGGCGCUUUAAAAAAGUGCUAUUCUUGGCUCUUUGCAAUCCUUUAUAUAUUGAAGAAUCUCGUAAAUUUCUUUUCGUUUUGCGGGGAAGUUUCUUGUUAUUUUGUUUUUAAUUCUAGACAGAAAGAAACCUUAUUACAUAUUCAUAUAUUACUAAGAAUUUUCAGUUGACAAAGAGUAUAUAAAGUGCUACUGGGGAUUCGUUUUCAUAGAGAAAUAUGAUGAGUUCCCCUAACAAAAUGGGUGAGGGGGAGAGGUUGGAAAUCUUCGGAUACGGAUCUCUCGUGUGGAAACACGACUUUAAUUUUGCAGUAAAGGAGAAUGGAUAUAUUAAAGGAUAUCAGAGGAAAUUUUGGCAGCAAAAUAAAACUCAUCGAGGAACACCUGAUCAGCCAGGGAGGGUUGCAAUUUUGCAUGAAACCCACGAUGAGGACAAAGUAUGGGGUACAAAGUUUAGCGUAGUUGGAGCCCCUGAUAUCCAGGAAGCCAGAGAGAAACUAAACAUCCGAGAAACUGUUUUGGGUGGUUAUAUAUCCACAUCCAAAACAUUCUACAGUGAAACUGGUGCUCAGUGCAGUGUGCUGCUUUUUACUGCCACUAAGGACAACGAUCUCUACGUGGGGCCUAUUUCCAGUUAUAUGGAUGAGGACAUUGAACACAUCGCGGAACAAGUAAUCAGGUCGUGCGGCUUCGCCGGAACUAACGCUGAAUACGUUAUCAAGCUAGCUGAUUUUGUACGAAACAACUUUCCACAAGAAAAUGACGAACACUUAUUUCUACUCGACAAAAGAGUUAAAGAAAAGAUGAAAGAAAACCGAUAAUUACAUGCAUAAAGAAUACACGAUUUUGUGUAUAUAUGCAUGUAAAUAGAUUGAUGGAUGUAUAUAACAAUAUACAUGUAUACAAUUCAGUCGCAAACUAAUUGCAGCAGAUUGUUUGGGCUGUUUUUUUUAAACAUUAAGUGUCUAUUUCUGGUAGAAUACAACAUCAACAUCGGUUUCAAUAUGAUGAAAUAAUGUUUACAAGCAAAUCUAUUUGAUUGGGUGGGCGACUCCAAUUUGGAAAUGGUUUGUGACCUAAUUUCUUUGUAAACCCCACUGCAUUUGAUUACAGACAUCUUUAUUUGAUAUUUCAUUAUGUGUGUGUAGGGAGUCAGAUACGAUAUAUCAAUGCAAGGUGAAGAUAACGAACAGUGAUCAAUCUCAUAACUCCUACAAGCAAUACAAAAUAGAUAGUUGGGCAAACACGGACCCCUGGACACACCAGAGGUGGGAUCAGGUGCCUAGGAGGAGUAAGCAUCAGUGUAAUACAUGUUGUUAUUUAGUAUUUUUUGCCACCAUUAUGCUGGGGGGUUUUCAAUACAACUUAAUUUACGAAAUAAAUUUUUUCAUUCAAAUUUA